CUUUUUUUUUUUUUUCUCUUUUAUUCAUUUUUUUUUUUAUUUCAAUUUUUUUUUUGGAACAAGAUGGCUACCAAGAGAAAUGUUUCUUCCACAAAGGAAGAAGGACCUGUAAUUGACGAAGCUAUUGAACGUAAUUGGGAAAUCCCAGAUUUUACUAUCAAGGAAAUUCGUGAUGCUAUUCCUGCCCAUUGUUUCCGUCGUGAUACUUUCCGAUCAUUCACUUAUGUAUUCCAUGAUGUGGCUAUCAUCCUUGCUUUGGGUUAUGCUGCUACUUAUAUUGAUCAUCUACCUUCUGCUCCUUUACGUUUAGCUUUAUGGUCUUUUUAUUGGAUUGCUCAAGGUGUUGUCGGUACUGGUGUUUGGGUUAUUGGUCAUGAAUGUGGCCAUCAAGCUUUCAGUCCAUCCAAGGCUAUCAACAAUGGUGUAGGUAUGGUACUUCAUUCUUUAUUAUUGGUUCCCUAUCACUCUUGGAGAUUCUCUCAUUCUCGUCAUCAUAAAGCUACUGGACAUAUGACAAAGGAUCAAGUAUUUGUACCUCAUACUCGUAAAGCACUUGGAUUACCUGCUCGUGAAGUGGAUCCCGAAGGUGAUGGACCUCAUUCAGCUUUAGAAGAAUCACCUAUUGCUAUGUUGUACAAUAUGGUGAUGAUGUUUGUAUUUGGCUGGCCCUUGUAUCUCUUUACCAAUGUCACUGGACAAGAUUAUCCUGGUUGGGCUUCUCAUUUUAAUCCUUAUUGUGAUAUCUUUGACAGCAAUCAAGUUUCUGAAGUAUAUCAAUCUGUAGCUGGUUUAUUGGCUACUAUCGGUUUGUUAACAUAUUGUGGUCAAGUCUUUGGAUCUUUGGCCAUGAUCAAAUUUUAUGUGAUUCCUUAUCUCUUUGUUAACUUUUGGUUGGUCCUUAUCACCUAUUUACAACACACCGACCCUACUUUACCCCACUAUCGUGAAAAUGUCUGGAAUUUCCAACGUGGUGCUGCCUUGACCAUCGAUCGUUCUUAUGGCUUCAUUUUGGAUUAUUUCCAUCAUCAUAUCUCUGACACUCAUGUUGCUCAUCAUUUCUUUUCCACCAUGCCUCAUUAUCAUGCUGAAGAAGCUACUGUACAUAUCAAGAAGGCUCUUGGAAAACAUUACAAGUUUGAUCCUACUCCUAUUCCUCAAGCUCUUAUCAAAUCUUGGAAGACUUGUCGUUUUGUUGAAGAUGAAGGUGAUGUUGUCUUUUUCAAAAAUUAGAUAGUCUUCUCUCCCUUUUUUUUUUUUUUCUUUCACUCCUCCAAUCCACCCUUUUCUCUCUCUCUUUUUUUUUAUUAUUUUUAUUUGCUUUAUAUUUUAGAUAGCAUCAUACAUAUUUAUAUAUCAUCAUCAUCCUCUUUUUUUCAUAUAUAGUUUAUUUAUUAUUUGUCCAAGUUGAUUAUAUCAUAAUAAACUACAAUCUAUCUUCAUUUCUACAUUA
Messenger RNA from Halteromyces radiatus, 1450 nucleotides. Its product is annotated as delta-12-fatty acid desaturase. The coding region runs from base 64 to 1230 and encodes 388 amino acids. Gene Ontology annotation, molecular function: oxidoreductase activity, acting on paired donors, with oxidation of a pair of donors resulting in the reduction of molecular oxygen to two molecules of water. Gene Ontology annotation, biological process: lipid metabolic process. The record is from RefSeq and is a predicted model, not a curated record. NCBI's taxonomy places the organism in Eukaryota, Fungi, Mucoromycota, Mucoromycetes, Mucorales, Cunninghamellaceae. The transcript has 3 exons.